UCCACCACUCAUCUUCACUCCCCUGGGUGCUGUGUUUGCGCAGGCGUGGUAUGAACUUAUGGGCCGCCAUUUUGUGUUGGGCCCACUGUUCUAAAGAGGGAGAAAGUUAUUAGCCAACGCACGGCAUAAUCGGUCAUUGGCGACGGGAUUGAGGAGGCCAACCGCAGGUGCUGAGCUUCAAAUUGAACAUAACAGGAAAAAGAAGCAUUUCGGAAGUCUUGGUUGGCGUGUUGCCAUGGAGGGCGAAGUUGUCUCCAUGGAGGCUGCUCAGGCUGCCACCCUUGCCCCCAGUGGAAAGGUCCUGCCAGAGGGCGGAGAGGCCUUGAUACAAGGGGCGACCAUAGCGCCACAGAGGGAGGUCGCUGGUAACAUGGAGGUGAUGGUGAUGGACGCUCUCGAUCCAACUCUGCUACAAAUGAAAACAGAGGUGCUGGAGGGAGCUGGAACAGUGACCGUUACUGGUGGAGAUGAUGGUCAGAUCAUCACACUCCAGGUGGUGAAUAUGGAAGAGCAGGCAGGUGCUGCAUUAGGCCUAGGUCAGCUUCAGCUGGUACAAGUACCAGUCACAACAGAAACUGUAGAGGGACUCCAGGCCACCUAUGUUGAUGCAUCAACAGCUAACAAGGAUUCAGAGCCGGUUAUUUGUCAUACUCUUCCCUUACCUGAGGGCUUCCAAGUAGUAAAAGUGGGUGCCAAUGGUGAAGUGGAGACUGUAGAGCAAGAGGAGCUCCAGGCAGCCCAUGAGGAGCUUCAAGCAACGAGGGGAGAGGAGGAGGAUGAGGAGGAGGAGGAAGAGGUGGCAGAGGUAGAACCCCCUGAGCCUCAGCAUGAUGACACAGAAUGGUCCAAGGAUCCAGACUACCAGCCGAUCACCACUGUACGUAAAGGAAAAAGGGGAAAGAAGAGCCGCCUGCGGUAUGCAGAUGGCGAUCGUGACAUGGAUGUUUCUGUGUACGACUUUGAAGAAGAGCAGCAGGAGGGGCUACUGUCUGAGGUUAAUGCUGAGAAGGUUGUGGGCAACAUGAAGCCACCAAAGCCCACCAAGAUCAAGAAGAAAGGUGUAAAGAAGACUUUCCAGUGUGAGCUGUGUAGCUACACCUGCCCAAGGCGCUCCAACCUGGACCGACACAUGAAGAGCCACACUGAUGAGCGACCACACAAGUGUCACUUGUGUGGAAGAGCCUUCAGGACAGUCACACUGUUGAGAAACCACCUCAAUACACACACAGGAACUCGGCCACAUAAAUGCACAGAUUGUGACAUGGCAUUUGUGACCAGCGGUGAGCUGGUGCGCCAUCGUCGGUACAAACACACACAUGAGAAGCCCUUCAAGUGCUCAAUGUGUGAUUAUUCCAGUGUGGAGGUGAGCAAGUUGAAAAGGCAUAUCCGCUCUCAUACAGGGGAGCGACCCUUCCAGUGCAGUCUGUGCAGCUACGCCAGCAGAGACACUUACAAGCUGAAGAGACACAUGAGGACACAUUCAGGUGAGAAGCCAUAUGAGUGCUACAUCUGCCAUGCUCGUUUCACACAGAGCGGCACCAUGAAGAUGCACAUUCUGCAGAAACAUACUGAGAAUGUGGCUAAGUUCCACUGCCCACAUUGUGAUACUGUCAUUGCGCGCAAGAGUGACCUUGGUGUUCAUUUGCGGAAGCAGCACUCAUUUAUUGAAACAGGGAAGAGGUGUCGUUACUGUGAUGCUGUGUUUCAUGAGCGCUAUGCUCUCAUCCAACACCAGAAGACUCACAAGAAUGAGAAACGUUUCAAAUGUGACCAGUGCGACUACUGCUGCAGACAGGAGCGCCACAUGAUAAUGCACAAGCGUACACACACAGGGGAGAAGCCAUUUGGCUGCAGCCAGUGUGAGAAAACAUUCCGGCAGAAGCAGCUUCUGGACAUGCACUUCAAGCGCUACCAUGAUCCCAACUUUGUCCCCACUGCCUUCAUCUGCGACAAGUGUAACAAGACCUUUACCCGCAGGAAUACCAUGCUGCGUCAUGCUGAUAACUGCUCAGGUGAAGUUGCUGGAGAAGAAAAUGGAAGUCCGAAAAAGGGCCGUCGUGGCAGGAAGAGGAAGAUGCAGGCAAGAAGGGAUGAUGAUGACGACGAUGACACCGAGGCUGAUCUGGAUGAGGUGGAGGAAGAAGAGGAGCUGCUAACUGACAUUGAGGUGGAACAGGCCCCACCAGUCAUCCCUAUCCCAGCCCCUGUGGAGCCACCAGUCAAGAGGAAACGUGGACGUCCCCCAAAGAACAAACCAGAUGCAGCAGCUAUCAUCUGUGUUGAGGAUGAGGCUACUGGAGAGGUGGAUGACAUAAUUGUGAAAAAAGAGGUUGGAGCCGAACAAGACGACCAUGAGGUGGUGGUGGUGGUCGGCGCAGGGAAGUCAACCAUUCAGACGGAGGAGCUGUCCCAGGACGAGGGAACAGUGCAGGAGGUACAGAUCUCUGGGCCCCCACCUAAUGGAGACCUGACCCCUGAGAUGAUCCUCAGCAUGAUGGACCGGUGAUGGAUGUGAGGGUCAACCCUGUAAACACACCCAGACCCUUGAUCACAUCUUCAUUUUUAAUUCUUGGCAUUUAGGAUUACGAAUACUUGCGUCCUGCACAGAAACAAACAUCACUGUUGUAAUUUAAGAAUUGACUUUUAAUCAUGGAGUAAAGACUUGGAUGAGUUAAAAAGAUUUUUAAUAAGGAUUUACCUACCAGUAAAAUUAAUUUCAGUACAUUUGAGUUCCAGGUGGCUGUCGUUUUUUUUUUUUUUAUUCUUUUCUUUAAUUGUUGCCAUUGGUGUUUAGAAGCUCUAUUAUGUGGCAGAAAAUGGUUCUCUCUGUUAAUCACAAAAUCUCUUCUAGUUACAUAAUGACUUUUUCCUAAAUCUAGACUGUGCAUGUUAUAUUAGAAAACAUUUCCUUUAUUUUGGGGCCCUUUUGAUUUAUUUGUUGUAGUCUUGUUACUAAGUUAUACACCUGUGUGCCACUGGGUUAAAGUUUUAAGUAGAUAGUAGUGCAGCCAUAAUGUGGACCUGGCUUUACUGUUUUUUCUUUUUUUGACCAUAAUUCAGUAUCCUCAGUGAAGACCCCUAUGGUACCUCUGACAGAAAAUUCGUACCCCUGAAAGUUGUAAAAUUGUAGAAAGGAGGAGGCAACAUUCACAAAGAUAAUACUGCCAUUAAUCACAGCCACUUCAAAUAAGAGAAUCAGAAAGAAUAAGAAAAUCUACUCAAUAUUUUGUUUUGGUUUCUUUUUCUGUCAUCAGUAAAUACUUUUUUUUUAAAGCCUACUCUGAUUUUUAAAAGCUUAGUCUGCUUAUCUAUGUUGCUACUGUUAACACCCAUAGAUGAUGUAUAUGUACUAAACAUUGUCACUGAUAUGUCAGAGAAAGGAUGUUGCUUUACUCCUGUGUGUAGCCAUUCCACGUUGGGUUGAUGUUUUCCUUUUGUACCUUAGUCAAUGCAAUGCUACGUAGCAGCUUGAAUGACAUUUUAACUGUGUGGCUGAGGAGAACAGAUGUAUGACUGUACAACCAAUAAAAUAGUAGAUGCUGAGAAGAGUGACUUUUCAGGUUUCUGCAGCACUGAUAAUUUCAGUCAUGGAUAUAAAGAACUGGUGUGGUUUGGCUGAGCAGUGAACAUGCUAGUGGUAAAGUUAAAGCAAAAAGAAAGUAAGUUUAUCAAAAAAAAAAGUAAGCAACAACUGAGUGCUAACAGAAAUGUCAGUGUAUUUGCCUGCAAGUAUAUUUUAUUAAAUUGAGGACUUCAUAUUAAAGAACUUGACUCAUU
Monopterus albus (swamp eel) is the source of this 3777-nucleotide messenger RNA. Its product is annotated as transcriptional repressor CTCF. The coding region runs from base 236 to 2506 and encodes 756 amino acids. Gene Ontology annotation, biological process: regulation of transcription by RNA polymerase II. Gene Ontology annotation, cellular component: nucleus. The record is from RefSeq and is a predicted model, not a curated record. NCBI's taxonomy places the organism in Eukaryota, Metazoa, Chordata, Actinopteri, Synbranchiformes, Synbranchidae. Gene Ontology annotation, molecular function: RNA polymerase II transcription regulatory region sequence-specific DNA binding; DNA-binding transcription factor activity, RNA polymerase II-specific. The transcript has 13 exons.